Manduca sexta (tobacco hornworm) is the source of this 973-nucleotide messenger RNA. RefSeq names its product cuticle protein 16.5. Gene Ontology annotation, cellular component: extracellular matrix. NCBI's taxonomy places the organism in Eukaryota, Metazoa, Arthropoda, Insecta, Lepidoptera, Sphingidae. The record is from RefSeq and is a predicted model, not a curated record. The transcript has 2 exons. Bases 84 to 851 code for a protein of 255 amino acids.
CCUCGCGAUAGAACUUCGUAUAAAAGCUCACAGGCCGCAUUAUCGAUAUUCAUUCCUCGAGUGGACAAACUCAAACAAACGCAAUGGCAGCUAAGUUCGUUGUAGUGCUCGCCGCUUUGGUAGCUGUGGUUCACAGCUCCGUGGUCCAUGCUCCCCUAGUCAAGGCAGACACGGACUACAGCAGCUUCUCGUACGAUGUCGCUGACCCCAACACCGGCGACUUCAAAAGCCAGGUGGAGACCCGCGUCGGCGGCACUGUCUCUGGGCAGUACUCCCUCAUCGAGCCUGACGGCAGCAAGCGCACCGUAGACUACGCCGCUGAUGACAUCAACGGAUUCAACGCUGUCGUCCGCAAAGACGCCGCUAUUGUCGCUGCCGCCCCCGCACCAGUCGUGGCCGCCGCUCCUGCCGUCGUCGCCGCUCGCACCGUUGUAGCUGCCGCCCCCGCCGCGCGUGUUGUCGCUGCUGCUCCCGCCGCGUACGUCGCCCCAGCCGCCGCUCCCGCUGCCUACGUCGCCUCCGCCGCCGCCCCCGCUGCAUACGUCGCCCCCGCUGCGGCUCACGCUGCGUACGUCGCCCCCGCUGCAGCUCCUGCCGCGUAUGUCGCUCCCGCCGCCGCGAUCGCCGCUCCCGCCGUGUACGCUGCCUCUGCCCGGACUGUUGCCGCUCCCGCGUUGUACGCGGCUGGUGCUCCUAGCUUCCUUGCCCGCAGUUACGCUGCCCCUGCAUUAUACGGAGCUCGUGCUUUCGCCCCCGCGGUGUACUCCGGCGCGCUGUCCUCUUACUACAACGAAUACCUUAAAGCUCCCCUGGCCUAUUCCGCCUACUCCGCUCCCCUCUCUUACUGGUAAACCGUAAAUAGAACAUUAGCGAUAAACAACGACGAUUCAUGAUCGACUUGUAUGUAAAUAUUAUCACUAGUCUGUACAUACACGAGUUAUAUUAAAAUAAAUAUUAUAUCUUAAUAUUAUAA